CUUGACAGGUGACAGGGCAGUGAAUUGAUUUUUUCGAAAAUGUCGUUAACAGACAAACUUUCUAUGCUUAUGGCCCGGCCGGGCGGCGACAAUGCCCAGAAAGAUGACGUGCCUUGGUGGAUGCGCUACGCUGGUCGGGGAGUUGGAACAGUUGGCGGCUUCAUUGCCAUAAUGCUCGGCCUGAUUAACUGCAUCAGUAUCCUGCUUUUGAAUCCAUCUUGUCUGAUAGCCGGUAUCUGGCAGAUGUUAGCCGGGUUCAUAGUAAUUGUGUGCGAGGCUCCGUGCUGCUGCUUCUUCAUAGACUAUGUCCAGACCCUCAGCGAUAAGAUGGAGACGAGGCCUUAUUGGAACAAGGCUGCUUGUUAUGUUGGGCUUUCAAUCCCACCAUUCUUCAUGUGCUUCAUAAGCCUGAGCACGUGGUUCGGUAGCGGUCUGAUCUUCGCCACCGGCAUUAUCUACGGAAUGAUGGCGCUGGGCAAAAAAGGAUCAAUAGAAGACAUGAGGACGUCGGCGGUGAACUUGGAGGCGGGUCGGCAGCCGACGAGCGCUCCGCGUGCCAACCUCGUGACGAACGAACAGCCCGUCAGCUUCACCGGCGUCCCCGUGCGCAACUGACCUUAUAGUCCUCGUACCCCGUGAGUCUCCUACUUCCUUAUGCGCUCCUGGUACUCCCGAACACACCAUGAAUUCUUUCAUAACAUACAACACAACUUAUUUACUGUCUGUUCUACCGAUUUUAACUUCUAUGCCAUACGCUUAAGGAUGGUACUAAAAGCAAAAAGUUUUUCAUUUCACCUACGUAAUACAAUUCAAAAUCGGUUGAACGAACAGUAUGUCUAUACUGUAUUUCACUUAUUUUCCUAAAAGACAGUUGCGUUAUGUCGACUGCUACAAAAUCUACCGAGAUCUUGACUUUCCUACUAAUUGGUAAUUUAUUAACGUAAAAAUAAGGUGCAUUAUCCAUUAGCGAUUGCAUUUGAAAGUUGGAGGAGUUCAUGGUGGGUUGUUAAGAUGUGAAUUUUUCACUUGAUCAAUAUUUUUAUCGUUGUUGUGACUGAGUGCUUCUUUUAUACCUAUUUAUAUUUUCUAGCUGAAAUAUACUGAUCAUGUUUUCAUAUAUAGUUAUUGUUCGUUCGUUCUUAGUACAGUGGAGCGCAUAUUAAACCCCAGAAAGACUAUCCAUGUCUCUCCACGGUGCAAGUUGAUACAAACUUCUCCACUCGGGAUUUAUAGCAAUAUUUACAGUAAAAACUCCUUAGUUUAGUGUUGCCAAUAAAAAAUAGUGUCCUCCAUACAAAAUAAUAGUAUUGCCAACUACAUGAUUUGAGUCUGCUUGUAGAUAGUUAAUAUUUUUGUCUAUGAUAACAUUCAAUAUGUAUGAUAUCCAGUUAUUUGUUAUAUUAUAGAGGUUUAUGGAAUAAGCACGUAUUAUAGACAUAUUGUACCAUAUCGCUUGGCCCUUAAGAGGAGUUUAAAACUAAAAUAGAUAUUAUAUCGGUUGCAAUAGAGGCUGUUUUCCAAUAAGUGGUCUUUGUAAUAACAUGUUCAUAAUAAAGGACCAAUGCAUUUGAAAUCUAUUAAAUAUGAACCUCAAAAUGAUGAAAGUUUUUUUAGGAGAAUUAUUUAUUUAUAUGAUCUUAAUAAUGGCUGAUCAAGAUAUUAUGGAGUGGCUUCGAAACUAAAGUAUUAUGGGAAAAUAUACAUAAUUGUUAGAGAGAUAUGUCUCAUAAUUGUAAUGGAAUUCAUGUUAAUCGCUACGUCAAUUUUGAAGUCA
Molecule: messenger RNA, 1774 nt
Organism: Spodoptera exigua (beet armyworm)
Lineage: Eukaryota; Metazoa; Arthropoda; Insecta; Lepidoptera; Noctuidae
Source: the annotation of a GenBank genome assembly